AGAGUAUUGAGGACGCCGAGUUCCCAAAAGGUGGAGCCCCAUGGAAAGGCGUCAAUAGCGGGCCGAGAGGCCGGCGGAUGGACAGCACCACCAGCCAAUCGCGUGUCACAGAAGGGGGCCGCCCCCAAGGAGGGCGGUGGCUGAGCGAGGAGGGAGCGUUGCUAGGGAAGCGCCGGUGGGAGGACGGGGCUGCGGAGCCUGCGGCGCUGCCCGAGUUCGAAUAGCCGGCUCCAGCACCCUGGGGUCCCUCACCUGAGGCAGGGCUCAAGUCAUCAUCGCUGUGACCCCCCGGGAACAGUCCCCUGUUCCCCUUGUGGCAGCACGGAGCAUGGUGAAACUAGCUGCAAAGUGCAUCCUGACAGGUGACUCAGCAGUAGGGAAGAGUGCCCUGGCCCAGAUGUUCUGCAAUGAUGGAGCUCAUUUCCAGAAAAACUACACACUGACAACGGGCGUGGAACUGUUGGUGAAGACUGUAUCUGUUCCAGAGACAAGUGAUAGUGUGGAACUCUUCCUUUUUGACUCAGCAGGCAAAGAACUAUUUUCUGAGCUGAUGGAGAAACUGUGGGAGCAGCCCAAUGCCCUGUGUAUUGUGUAUGAUGUCACCAAUGAACAGUCUUUCAACAACUGUGCCAAGUGGCUGGAGAAGCUGAGGGCACAAACACUUGGAAUGCACCUUCCAGGUGUUUUAGUGGGGAAUAAAACAGACCUGAUUGGUCGACGAGUUGUGGAGCAGAAACGGGCAAAGGAGUGGGCUGAGAUCCAUGGCCUGCAAUACUGUGAGACAUCAGUGAAGGAGAUGGAGAACGUCGAAGACCCUUUCCACAUACUGGCAAACUCAUUCCAUCGACUGUACAGAGAGAAGGUGGAAACCUUUCAUUCACUAGUGUGAGGGCCUUGGGUAUAGCAACUUGCUUAGUCCCUGUGGGGUUUCUUUUAGUUCGGAAACACCCUGAUGCCUAAAAUCCCGCAGACUGGAAGAUGGAGAGAAAGUGAGAGAUGAGAUUAUUUUUUUCCCCCCUUGUGACCGUUUCCUGACCAUUCAGAUUAAACCGGAAAUAAAUAUGGGGAAAGGAAGCCA
Mauremys mutica (yellowpond turtle) is the source of this 1078-nucleotide messenger RNA. It is a transcript of the gene IFT27, whose product is annotated as intraflagellar transport 27. The transcript has 8 exons. Gene Ontology annotation, cellular component: Golgi apparatus. The record is from RefSeq and is a predicted model, not a curated record. NCBI's taxonomy places the organism in Eukaryota, Metazoa, Chordata, Testudines, Geoemydidae. Gene Ontology annotation, molecular function: GTPase activity; GTP binding. The coding region runs from base 329 to 889 and encodes 186 amino acids.